This is a messenger RNA of Cantharellus anzutake, 396 nucleotides long. RefSeq lists its product as uncharacterized. The coding region runs from base 1 to 396 and encodes 131 amino acids. NCBI's taxonomy places the organism in Eukaryota, Fungi, Basidiomycota, Agaricomycetes, Cantharellales, Hydnaceae. The record is from RefSeq and is a predicted model, not a curated record. The transcript has 2 exons.
AUGUUUGGCCAUGGCGUCAGCAUGGUUCUCUUUAAUGCCACCGUUCCUAAUUCUACGCUGUACAAAGCGCUCAAAUCGGCAGCAGAGCAUGGCGAGUUGCCGCAAGGAUUCUCUCGUUCUUACUUCAAGCGCGCUUUCUCCAUUGACAAGGGCAUUUUCGAUGCGAACCGUAUGCUGGAUUAUGAGUACGACAACACUGUUCCUCAACCAGAUGAAACGCUGGCAUUUGGAACGGUGUUUAGAAAGUAUUGGAGACUUUUGCCGCCAUUCAUCGUUCUGGAUGUGGUGGUUGCCACCAGGGUCAGCAUAGAACUAGAUAAAGGGGAUGGGGCUUUGCGUGCUGUUGGAUUUUCGGCUCGGGUUGAGAAGACUGGUGGAUCUGACGUCGGGUUUUAG